This is a messenger RNA of Octopus bimaculoides (California two-spot octopus), 4143 nucleotides long. RefSeq lists its product as uncharacterized. Lineage: Eukaryota; Metazoa; Mollusca; Cephalopoda; Octopoda; Octopodidae. Gene Ontology annotation, molecular function: DNA-binding transcription repressor activity, RNA polymerase II-specific; RNA polymerase II cis-regulatory region sequence-specific DNA binding. Gene Ontology annotation, cellular component: nucleoplasm. Gene Ontology annotation, biological process: regulation of immune system process; negative regulation of transcription by RNA polymerase II; regulation of cytokine production. The record is from RefSeq and is a predicted model, not a curated record.
GUAACACGUGAUACAAGCGGAGGCGGAAGUGUGAGAAUACCCCGCACCGUCACAUUUAAUUUCUGCUAAUGUUAAAGGUGAUCGCUUCAGAACGUAAUCGAAGGCGGACGAGUCUCUACAGGUAACAGAGUUGACUACAGCUACUCAAAGGAAGGAUUUGUAGUGUCUCCUCUAGGAGAAGCUAUUUUUGCCUAAACUUUGUUGCCAUAAGCCAAAAAUAAUAUUCUGCGACGUCCAGAUUUGAAAACAUGCUUCAUUAGAAUUCCUCAAAUACACACAUUAGCUACCUCUCGUACAGUUGUAGAGUUUCUCCAUACGCACAACAAUACACUGUGAGCCGCUGAGAAAGAAGCCUCCGCGUGGUUUUUCGAUCUGCUAGAAAUGGCAGCUAAGUAUCUUCAAGUCAUACCCUGCAAUCUUAAUGAAAGCACAUUGGAUAAAGUAAAAAUUGGGAAAAACAUGGAAUGGUAAAAAAAAAAUGGGUAAACAAGAUCUUUAAUCAUGGGUCUACUCGGUCAGGCUUGACCUUGUAUCUAAACAACCUUAGAUACUUCUGUUACCACUAUCCGAAAUUUAUAUAUAUGAUUGACCGUUGACUGAACACUAUUCAAUUAUUUUUUUCUCCGUGUUUUUCUCCUUGUCUCCGUAUUCUUUCUGUUGAAGAGCGUAGCUCGAAACGUCAAAGACUUUCCGUAUUCCCGAGCGUCAUACUAAUAUAUACUUUUGUUAUUUACACCACCUGUCCUCGUCUGUUGUUAUUAUUUGUAUAUUCUCCCUUAUAUAUAUAUAUAUAUAUAUAUAUAAAAUAUAGGCUGGGCUUUCAAUAUACAGAACAGCCAACUGAACAUAUGCAGUGAUCUCCCCUGUCAGCAUCAGCUGUGACUGUUCAAUAAUCGAUUUUACACAAGCAAUUUUAAGUUUGAUCAGAUUUCAACGCAUUUUAAGCAGUAUAGUCAGAUUUUCUGUCCUCCAGAUUGUUUUGCUUUUUGUUACUUUGUCAUAAUAGAUACGAAAAAAAUAUGGCUCUAAUUCAGUUCAGUUCGAAGUUAUUAAAUAAUAAUAACUAUACGCCCAUAACUAAAUCAUUGUUAUUUCAUUUUAUUACGUUUAAAGACUAGUUUUUUAAAAAACUUUUUAAUUUCAUUAUAUUAUGUAAAAAGAUGGGCUGUCCUUAAUAUUUCAUGGUAUUCCAAACAAGGAAACUGAACCACAUAUGUACUUUUAAAAUUCCCUCGUUGUGGAACUCUAAUACAGAACAAAUAUUAUGCAUGGUUAAUUAUAACGUGUUUUUCACAUUUUAAUAUUUAUUUACAGAGACAUUGAAAGUGAAGCAUACAAUGCGAAAUUUAAGCUUGUUUAGUAUCUGCAUUUUGUACCAUUAUUUACGAUUUAUAUCAGUGUAAUGGCUCUCCUAAAUUUUAGUACCUGUCUCCAACAUUUUGAACAGAUAUUGUCAAUGAAUGAAGUGAAUGUCCUAUGUGGGGAAUCUGUGUUCAAGCAAAAGUACCCAAAUAUUUUGUGAUUUUGGAGAUGUCCUUCGUCCGUAAUAUUUAUAUAAACACACUUUACGAUAGUUCACUAUGAUUAUGAAGUUAAUAUUAUAUCUUUUGCUGGUGAUAAUCGAUUAAAAUAGGUAGAAGACUAUUCAGUUUGAAGAAACGUCAUUUUGCUGUGGAAUUGACGAGGAAAUCAGAUUCGAUUUUUAAAAAAAAGAAAAAUGUAAUCUUGUAGUCCACAAAUGUGUAAAUGCUAGAAAGAAAAAACUCUGAAAUUUAAAGGAAAUCUACUGUCAACAUUUGAGAUUUAGAGAUGCACAAGGGAAUAAAUGCUGGAGAAGAGCGUUUUCACUGCGAAACAUGUGGAAGAUCAUUUAGUGAUAAUUGUGGUUUAAAGACACAUAACAGAAGACAUACGGGUGAAAAACCCUAUCACUGUGAUAUUUGUGGGAAGUCGUUUGUCACUACUGGGGAUUUAAGAAAGCACAAAAGAAUACACACUGGAGAAAAACCUUAUCGUUGUGAAAUUUGUGGGAAGGCUUUCAGUUAUAAUAAUAGUUUAAGAUCACACAAGAAGACACACACAGGGGAAAAACCAUAUCACUGUGAAAUUUGUGGUAAAUCUUUCAGUCAUAAUAGUGAUUUAAAAACCCACAAAAUAAGACACACAGGGGAAAAAGCAUAUUCCUGUGAUACUUGUGGGAAAUCUUUUGUAACUGUUGGGGAUUUGAGUAAACACAAAAGAACACAUACCGGAAAAAAACCAUUUCAUUGUGGAAUAUGUAGUAAGUCGUUCGUCUGCAACAGUGGUUUAAAACGACACAAACAAAUACAUACUGGAGAGAAGCCCUUUCACUGUGAGAUAUGUGGGAAAACUUUCAAUGAUAAUACUUGUUUAAAAGCCCACAAGACUAUACACACUGGAGAAAAACCUUUUCGUUGUGAGUUAUGUGGAAAGUGUUUCAGCCAUUACAGUAAUUUGAAAACACACGAAAUGAUACAUACUGGAGAGAAACACUUUCACUGUGAAAUAUGUGCAAAAUCGUUCAGGAAUAAUGGAAGUCUAAAAAAACAUAAAACUAUACACACUGGAGAAAAGCCAUUUCGCUGUGAAAUUUGUGGGAAGUCUUUUAGAGAGAACAGUUGUUUAAAGACCCACAUAAGGAUACACACUGGAGAAAAACCAUAUCACUGUGGGAUAUGUGGGAACUGUUUUAGCGAUAACAGUAGUUUAAAUUCACACAAAAGAACGCAUAGUGGAGAGAAACCGUUUCAAUGUGAGAUAUGCGGCAAGUCUUUUCUUCGAAGUAAUCAUUUAAAAAUACAUGUGAGAACGCACACUGGAGAAAAACCAUUUCACUGUGAAAUAUGUGGGAGAGCUUUUGCCUUGAAGACUUUACUUGUAGCCCACACACGUGUCCAUACAGGAGAAAAGCCAUAUUAUUGUGAAAUAUGUGGAAAAUCUUUCUCUGGAAAUUCUACUGUGAUUGUACAUAGACGACUACACACGGGAGAAAAGCCAUAUCAGUGUGAGACAUGUGGCAAAUCUUUCAGUGCCAGUUCUAAUCUUGUAAGCCAUAAAAAAAUACACAGGCUUUAAAGAGAAAUAAUUGUCAUAGAAUUUUGUUUAGUAAUAGAGACAGAUAUAUAUAUAAUGCAAAUUGAUAUUGUCACUUCUAUAAUUGUGAACAAUUGUUCAUACAAAGAUUUGAUAUUAAUCAUAUGUGAAAAGAUCAUUGAUUAAACUUGGUUUAAUGUAUACUGUUGAUGAAUAUUACUUCAUAGUAGUCAUAUUGACCAUUUAAAACAUACACACACAUAUAUAUAGAUGCUUUUCCAUUAUUUGUUGUGGAGGCGCAAUGGCCCAGUGGUCAGGGCAGCGGACUCGCGGUUUCAAUUCCCAGACUGGACGUUGUGAGUGUUUACUGAGCGAAAACACCUAAAUCUCCACGAGGCUCCGGCAGGGGAUGGUGGCGAACCCUGCUGUACUCUUCCACCACAACUUUCUCUCACUCUUAUUUCCUGUUUCUGUUGUGCCUGUAAUUCAAAGGGUCAGCCUUGUCACACUGUUACGCUGAAUACCCCCCCAAGAACUACAUUAAGGGUACACGUGUCUGUGGAGUGCUCAGCCACUUGCACGUUAAAUCCACGAGCAGGCUGUUCCGUUGAUCGGAUCAACUGGAACCCUCAACGUCGUAAGCGACGGAGUGCCAACAACAAGUGCCAUUAUUUGUAACAUUAGUAUGUAUUGGUUUCAAAUUUUGGCACAAGGCCAGAAAUUUAGGGAGCAAGGCAGGUAAAUUACAUUGACCCCAGUGUUCAACUGGUACUUAUUUUAUCAACCCAGAAAGAAUGAAAGGCAAAGCCAACCGUGGCGAAAUUUGAACUCAGAACAUGUAGACCUGACGAAAUGCUGCUAAGCAUUUUGUUUGGUAUGCUAAUGAUUCUGCGAGAUCACCGCCUUUGACAUUAGUAUAUAUCAAUGUCCUUUAUCUCACUUAUAGUCUAUGUUAUAGUAAAUACCAGUGCCAUAAAAUAAAAGCACAUAUGUCAGCAUAUAUGUAUUUCAAAUUACCUAAUAUGUCUUUACUACAAUAUAGUUGUUUGCAUUUGGCAAACAAAGUACAACUAAAAGAUUGAUUGAAAA